UGUAUAAUUAAAAACAAACAGACUAAAACAAACAAACUUUUUCUUGUUUUCCAGGGAGCAUCGUAAGUGCAUCAUUGGCUUCUGCUUGGAGUGUCACUUUGAUCGGAGUUGACCGUUUUAUCUUCAUAGUUUAUGGACUUUAUUAUAACAGUUGGAUGACAACGAGAAGGGCCAGGUUGAUGAUUGGUUGCUCGUGGCUUAUAUGCCUUUUAAUUGGAUUUUCUCCAGCUAUGGGUUGGUCCUAUCCUGGUGAUGGAUCAAAGUGUUGGUAUAUCACAGUGGCUACGCGAGAACAUAUCUUAUUUACCGUUAGUAUUGGUAUUUUUCUUCCACUUGGGAUCAUAGUGGUGUUGUAUGCUUUCAUUUUGUACAAAGCCAUCCGCCAUGUGGACAAUAGAAAAAGUAGCACGAAAUAUAACAAUCCAGAAAACAUUCACAUGCUCAAACCCAAUUCUCAGUCAACGUCAGAAUUUUCAUUGUCUAGGAGUCAAGGAUCUAGGAGACAAAUGCUUACCACACAUGAUCCGAACUAUAUAAACACUUCUCAGAAGAAGUGGAAAGCCAUCAAAGUGGUGCUUUUUACCCUCAGUGCUUUUAUUGUGUCGUGGUUUCCCUAUUUUAUCGCUGUAGUCAUCUACGUUGUAAAACCGAAUGGGAAAUUAGCUGUGACUAUAGCUACUGUUUUGGCAGUUCUGGGAUUCCUUAAUUCCCUUUUAAAUCCUCUCAUCUACGCUUGGUGGCACCGUGGACUAAGGAAGUUUAUCGUUGAAGACUGUUUGUGUAGGAAGAGGAAAAGUUAUCGUCUCGGUACUACAAGAAGCAAAUCUAGUACGUCCAGUACUUCCAUCUCAAAAGGCAGCAGUUGCAACACAAAAUCCUCUGUUGUCUAAAAUACCAUUUCUGGCCGUUUACAAGUCUAACGUUAAAGAACAACAAAAGUAUAUUUUUUUGUGUGAAAUGACACUGUUUUUAGUGAUGAUAAUUUGUGUAAUGAAAGGGAAUUGAACUUU
Messenger RNA from Limulus polyphemus (Atlantic horseshoe crab), 1010 nucleotides. RefSeq names its product alpha-1A adrenergic receptor-like. The record is from RefSeq and is a predicted model, not a curated record. The coding region runs from base 156 to 890 and encodes 244 amino acids. Gene Ontology annotation, molecular function: G protein-coupled serotonin receptor activity; neurotransmitter receptor activity. Gene Ontology annotation, biological process: G protein-coupled receptor signaling pathway, coupled to cyclic nucleotide second messenger; chemical synaptic transmission. The transcript has a single exon. NCBI's taxonomy places the organism in Eukaryota, Metazoa, Arthropoda, Merostomata, Xiphosura, Limulidae. Gene Ontology annotation, cellular component: membrane; dendrite.